AAAAAAAAUGAAAAAAAAAAACUUCUCACCUAUUUUUUUUUAAGCCUGUUAGAGCCAUGACACUAAAUGAGACUGCAUAGCACCUUGAAAUAUUGAAUUUUGUCUCUUUAUCUGGCCUGGUAUCUUCUGAGGUCUUCUGUUUUUGUUCAGUUGAACCCAAUCCCAAACUUAUAUUCUUUGAAGUUUUCCUCUAUUGUGGCAAAAACAAAGAAACAGGUUCAGGGGCUGGGGAUGUGGCUCAAGCGGUAGCGCUCGCCUGGCAUGCAUGCGGCCUGGGUUUGAUCCUCAGCACCACAUACAAAUAAAGAUGUUGUAUCCGCCGAAAACUAAAAAAUAAAUAUUAAAAAAUCCCCCCCGCCCCCCAAUCUCUCUCUUAAAAAAAAAAGGUUCAUAUCUCUUCCAUAUUCCCACUAGUAUAGCAUUAACAAUUUCUCUGUAUUGGGAUAGAAAAAUGCUAAAAUAUUAUAAAGCAAUUCCUAAAAUUUAGUGAUAGAAUUGCUAAAAUACAAACAAGAUGGACUUUUCUGAGCACAAGAAUAAUAAUUUGAAACUGGAUUUACUUGCAAUGAGUGUCUAUGCCAUAUUUCUCCAUUCCCAGCCCUACUUAAGGGGAGAAAAUUGUAUUAUGCAUGCAAAAAACUCAGCACAAAAAUCUAUUAGGUUCCUAGUUUUCCAUUACAAUAGGCAGAAUCUGCAGCUGUUAUGCUAAGGUGGAAAAUAUGUAUAGAGAAAUGAAUAAACAACUGAGCUUCUGUAUUGUGUUUCUUUCCAAAUAGUGAAAAGUGUGUGGUGAGGGAGCACCGGACAGACCAUCUCAUAAGCCAUUAAUGGAAAGGGCUCAGAGAAAUUGCUCUCAUACAUACUUUUCCAUCAAGAUUAGAGCUUUAUGAAAUUAUUUGGCUUGGGAAAUAAAUCCAGUGGGGUACUCUUUAGUUAGUCUCUGGAAAAUGAGGUGAUAGCUCAAUUCAAGAUGCAAUUGGAUUUUUACUUUUGCUCCACCUGAGCAGGAAAAGAAAAUUAAUUGCUCAUGGGAGAUGAGUAAGUAAAUUGUUUUAAAAUCCUUGAGAAGAGAAACCAUAUCUGUUCUUUGUAGCUCCUAGCGCUAACACUGUUGCCUGUGAAAAGUCGCCCUUUGCAAGAACAUUCAAUACCUUUUCUGAGCUUCCUGGUAAACUUCUUAGCAUGGUGCAUGUUGCGAUCCACAGGCUGGCCCCCAAUCCUGUGGUCCCCACCAUGUCUCUCCUCUAUGAGACUACUCAUAAUUCCUCAAACUUGCCAUUUGCCUUCUUACCUUUUGCACAUACUCUUCACUCAACUUCAUAUGCCUUUACCCUCCCUCUGAGCCUCCAUCUAUCAAAUACUACUCAGGCUUGGAGAUCAGUUGUUCUUUCCCUGUAACUCCCUGAUAUCUCCCUCAUCUCAGAUUUGAUCUCCCUGUAGCUGUCCUAUUGGAGCUUACACCUGAUCUGCUUUGUCCUUGCAUUUACCUGUCCAGAGUAUUCUUCAUCCUGCUCUCCACACCAGUGGAAAGGGGCAGAUUUACAGUCAGAGGGCUUAGGGUCUCUACUACUAAAUGUAGCUUGUCUAAACCCUAAUUUAGAAGUUUUGGGUUUUUUUUUUUAACCUGUUACACAGGUUUGAUAAAGACUUAAAUGUUAAGAAUUGAGAUAAUAUUUGAGAAUUUUUUUUGCUAAAUUCAGUAAUUUAUAAAUGAUAACUAAUUUCACUACAACAGGGAUGUCUGUGAAGGCAGGCAGGAGUGUCUGGUACUUUGUAUGUUUAAUAAUAUAAAGUUAGCUGUUCUUUGUGUUCUGUACUAGAGCCUUGCAGACAGUAGAUUUUUAACAGUUUUGACUAUUGUUAAAAUAGGGAAUUAGUAGAGGACAGAAGCAUCAUUCCUAUUCUGGGGAAAGUACCUCAAAAGCAGAGUCUGAAGCACCAGAAACUCAUUAUCGAUGGAUUUAGGAUACACGGUAAAGAUAGUUGAUAUUGGGUUAUGGAUGGUGGGGUGUGCGAUGUUCAUGAAUUAGAGGAGGACCCUUUUUCCCAAGGGCUAGAAUUCAAGCUCUUGUUUGACUAGUAAAGAGUUAAUAAUUUCCCAAGUCUGAUGUUAUUUGUGUAUUACUAAAUUCUGACCUUCACACUCAUUCUAAACACCCACAGAUUUGUGUAUUUGAGUCUUUGCCUACGCAUUUCUAUUAUCUUUUAAAAACUACUUCAGCAUGCCUGUGUUAUAAUGGUUGCACCACAAUUUUACAUAACUCUGGACACAAAGAAAUCUAAAAUGAAAUAGCAGAACACAAGCAGCAACACUUGAGAAAUGCUAUUUAUAAUUCUUCAUUUCAGUAGCUUAUUGUCUCCUCUAAAAGGUCACAGAUUAUCUGUAUUUGUAAAUGAAAGGAGGAUAGAAUAACAUUUUGAGUUCUUCUCAGCAAAGGAGCAGGGUAAGUGCGAAAUGGAGGAUAACUGCCACUGAGCAAAGGAUAGUCUUAGGAAUCUUCACUGUUGGGUGAUCUUAAACUAAAAUAAUCUCAUUCCAGAGAGGGGAUGUAAAGUAGGGAACGAGGUAAACAGAUAUGCUUAAGAUUUAAUAAAAAAUGACUCAUUUUUUUCCCUUGAAAGUUCUGCAUUUUCACCCCAGAAAAGUGAAGUGGGUUUAUGGCAGAUCCCCUGAGCCGCUACCCAGCAGCCACGCUCUCUUCUAUUUCUUAAGUUUGAAUGGGAGCAGCACUGUGUCCAUCCCCAGGGAGUACCCAUGAUCACCUAAGCUAGUCAUGGCAAUCCCAACCUUCAUGGAUCAUCUCUUUCUUGAUUUCUUUGCUCUGGCCCAUGAAAUGUAAGGGAAAAUCGAUCGAGUUCUUGUGAGAAUUGUUUUAUUUCACAAUAAAAGAGACAAAGCAAGAUAAUCCUUCCCUUUUGGGUUGGGUGAAAACAGUGCUGCAGAGCCAUCUUGUAAACAGUGCCAGACCCCAUCAUGGAAUUACCCAACAACUCCUAACAGCUUCACAGUGGCUUCCUAAACAGUUUUUUCCUUUUUAGUGCCUCUUCCUCUGUCAGGGAGGAAGGUGCCCUGUUACAGAUAUAUCCUGUUAAACUGAAGUACAAUGGAAGAAGAUUGCCUUGUGAACAGCCAAAAGUCAGUACAACUUAAAUAGGGCCAGUUACCGCAAAUGUUUCCUGGGAUGCUUCCUCCUGAGAGCAGGUUGCUUACAAAUGCAAGGGAUGAUGAUCAUAAGUAUGACUUCUGUAUUUUCUAGUUCCUACAGUGAAGCCAUCAUUCAUCAAUUUAUUCAUUCAGAAAAUCAGCCAAUAAACAAACAUUUAUUGAGGUCCUUGAAAGUCCCAGGUACCACUACAUGCUGGGCACUAGUGAUAGAAGUAAGCUAGGGUUCUUGCCCUCUACAGACAGACAUGAAACAAACAUUCCACCAGAAAGUAAUGACAGUUGUGAUAUACGCUGCCAAGGGUGCCCUGAGAGUAACUAAUUGCAAGAUAGGAGUGGGAAUGGUGGCAGUGAUCAGAGAAGACUCUGCAACAAGUAAACUGAAUUACCAUUUAUAGUCUAUUUCAUGAUUAUUCAGAAUUCUUCAGUUGAAAAAUGAGAAGAGCAGUAAAGAUGGAAAAGAGGAGACAGCAAGAAACAUGGCAGUAGAAAUAAUAGAAUGUGGUGAUUAACCCAUAAUGUGAGAGGUUGAGGUCAAGGACAGCUCCACAGGCCUGCUAGGGCUGCUGGGUGCAUGGAGGCACAUUCAUCAGUGUGUUCAAUUCCAAAAAUGGAUCCCAUUCUCUACUGCUUUCUGUCCUAACUAUUUCAAAUGCAAAUUUGCUGCUGCUUCCAUAAAGCUGUGGAGUGCAUUUCCUCACUCCUUGAAUUUGUGCUGACCUCAUGACUUACUUUGGCUGGCAAAAGGCAACAGAAGUGAUUUGUUUUACUUUGGAGCCAAGGCUUCAAGAGGUAUUGUCCACUUCCACUCACUCCUUGGAACUUGCCACAUAAGAAUAAGCCCUCCAAACUGCUGGAUAUAACACAUGUGAUUUUGUCACUGCUCCUCCCCCAUUAUUGCCUUUAGCCAGUUAGUUGUCAGACUUGAGCAAUGCAGGAGCAUAGUAGCCAGCUCUCUGCCUCUCCCAAGACUAGGAACUCUGCUAGUGCAGCAAAGAGCUCAGCCAAGAUCUUCAGAGCCUGGCCUAGAUUAAAUGACUCACCCACUGACCUUAUAGCCUUGUGAGCAAUAGCAAGCAGUGAUUGUUGUCCUAUGCUAUUAAAUUUUGUGUGGUUUGUCAAGCAGCAAAAACUGAUAAAGCCAGGAUAGAGCAAGGGAAUGAAUAGGGUGGGGCUAAUAGGCAAUUGGACAGAAGAGUUUGGAAAACAGCAGAUCAAAAGCAUGAGGUCUUUAUUAGGCUCCUGCCUUACUAUGGUGGGCUCCUGAAUUCCAAGAACUAGGCCAUUUUUCUCUUCUGUGUCCUCUUCCUCCCUUUCCCCUGCCCCCUCUCUAUAAACUCCACCGUGUAUCUAGAAGUAAAUACUUGAACAAUGAAGUAAAUCCAUGACUCAAGUGCGUAAACAGAAUUAAUGAUGGAGAAUUAGUCCAGAACCAGAGCUCUCAGCAGGUGGAAUGCUCACUGUUUACCAAUGAGUCAAUUCAGCCUGCGCCAGCAGGGAAGGGGCUGCCAAGGUUUGGAUGCUGAGCUGCAAACGACUGCCCCCAAGGGGACUUCACAUGUAAGUGACUGUAGUUAUCUCCAGUGAUACUUGGAGGGGUUGGGGGGCUGGGUGGCUCUUGCCUCCUCCAUCCUUUUUUCCAAAAGAAUGUCACACCUCAGCACCUUUUGAAAAUAAAAGAGCAACAUUCCACAGGAUUCUAUCCCUUCCAUUGUUGCAGAAAUAUCCGACCAAUUGCGUUUUUCCCUUUUUCUUUCCUCCAUUAGCUCUAAUCACAGGUUGACCUACAGAGCUAGUGACCAAAACUGGCCACUGUGGGGCGGAGAGGGCCGCGGAAGUGCCAGAUACAGCCUGAAAGCCAGGAUGAUGGUCUCUAUGGCUGGUGGCCGUAUUUCCAGGGUUCGCGAGCUCAGAGCGGUGCAGGUUCCCUAGCACUGCGCGUCAGACUGCAAAGUGGUGCGCACGCCUGCGGUGACGGUCCCUUUGGAUCACCCUGCUCCCGCCCCAGCUCGCCGCUACGGGGAGGGGCGGGGAAUAGGAGGAGCUGGAGGCGGCCACCGCGCUCCCCCGCAAGCCGAGCGCUUUUAAAGCCGCGGAACUUGACAGCUAGGCUGGCCUCCGCCACCGUCCUGGCGCCCGGUGUUCCCGCGCUCUCUGCUCGCGAGCCGAUUCCAGGUGCGGUCGAGGCCGGGACCGCUCGGCUUGCGCGCUUCACUGCCCGACGCGCUCCAUGCGGCCACUCAACAUGUCGGGGCACUUUCUGCUGGCUCCCAUUCCUGAGUGCUCCUCCGACUACCUCCUACCCAAAGACAUCAAGCUAGCGGUGUUGGGAGCCGGGCGUGUAGGAAAGAGCGCAAUGAUUGUGCGCUUCCUCACCAAGAGAUUCAUUGGCGACUAUGAGCCGAAUACAGGCAAGUUGUAUUCACGUCUCGUCUAUGUGGAGGGAGACCAGCUGUCUCUGCAGAUCCAGGACACUCCUGGGGGUAUCCAGGCCCAAGACAACCUCAGCCAGGCCAUUGAUUCUCUAUCCAAGUGCGUGCAGUGGGCCGAGGGCUUUCUUCUUGUCUAUUCCAUCACAGACUAUGACAGCUACCAGUCCAUCCGGCCCCUUUAUCAGCAUAUCCGGAAGGUUCAUCCUGAUUCUAAAGCCCCUGUCAUCAUAGUGGGCAAUAAGGGGGACCUUCUGCAUGCCCGGCAGGUACAAACGCAUGAUGGUAUUCAGCUAGCCAAUGAGCUGGGCAGCCUAUUCCUUGAAAUUUCCACUAGUGAAAACUAUGAAGACGUCUGUGAUGUGUUUCAGCAUCUUUGCAAAGAAGUAAGCAAGCUGCACAGCCUCAGUGGGGAGCGGAGAAGGGCCUCUAUCAUCCCCCGGCCACGCUCUCCCAACAUGCAGGACCUGAAGAGACGCUUCAAGCAGGCUCUGUCUUCCAAAGUAAAAGCACCCUCCACCUUGGGGUAAAACAUCUCAGACAGACUGACAUCCUUUUUAUUAUGCAUUUGUGCAGCUACAAAGACUGGACCUCUCCCUUUUUAAUCAUACAUUCAGAGUUUAUUUUUAUAAAGACUUUAUUGGUUUCCAAGUGUAUGUGUGUUACUAAAAAUUCAAACUGAAUGCCUAGAAGUUGGGUAGUUUUUUUAAAUAAAAGAUUUUUUUUUUUAACUGUAACUGCGAGCCACUUUUCCAUUAAAGGCAAAAUGGCAACAUUGCUCCUUA
Molecule: messenger RNA, 6377 nt
Organism: Ictidomys tridecemlineatus (thirteen-lined ground squirrel)
Lineage: Eukaryota; Metazoa; Chordata; Mammalia; Rodentia; Sciuridae
Gene: Rasl11a
Product: RAS like family 11 member A
Molecular function (GO): GTP binding; GTPase activity
Source: RefSeq, a predicted model, not a curated record